GUUUCAGGAUGCAGCAAUCGGAUAGCCUACCGCUUUCAGAAAGCACUAGAAUAGGAUUCCGGUGAAAGAACGUCCCACGUCUCAUCUCUCAACUGUUGGGAUGUGGGAGCAAAGUGGUAUUUUCUACUUGCGCCCGGUUUCAUAAUAGGCCGCAACCUCGUUUCUCUGAAUGCCCCGCCGCCACCAUCACUAGUUCCUUCGCAUCGCUGCAAAUCGGAACGUAGAGAAGCCUAUGAUAGUGUAAGGCUCUCCGAGCCUGAAUCAAAUUCUCGUAUCUCAGAUUGUGUGUUUCAAGGACUCUCUAGAGCCAUCACCGGAUUGAGAACUUGUCUUGUCCCCAAGACUUACCAGCCUUACCUUCGUGCCACAUAUAAUCUUGGUGUGCGUAUCUCACAACCAAGAUACUUCAAUCAGACACAACAUAUCUCUCGCAAUGAUGGACCCUCCAGCCUACUCUUCGGUUCCCAAACAUUCUGAGAAGGUGUGGGACACUCGCUUGAAGAUCAUUGUUGGUCUUGAUUAUGGAACAACCAAUUCUGGUAUCAGCUACGUGACAUCGGAUCAGAAUUCAGCCGACAAAAUCGAAGUGAUCAGACAAUGGCCAAAUGGACCGGGGACAAUCGGAAAAGUACCUUCUGUCAUUGCCUACAAGAGUGAGAAUGUUUCCGAAAAGCUUGAUGAAGAUCAAUGGGGCUUCAACGCAGCUGGCUACACUUCCUGCCAGUGGACAAAGCUGCUCCUCGGAAAAGAUCCCCGUACUUCAAUCAUCCAGAGCAAUGAUUUUUGUACUCUCCCUCGAAACAAAACUGCAAAGGAUGUUGUUAGAGACUACCUGCAAGGUCUUUAUGGCUAUCUGAUCGAACGCCUCCAAAAGCACGACGACACGACGUACAAUAUCACUCCUGUCCAGUUCUGGAUCACCGUUCCCGCUAUGUGGUCUGAUGCAGCAAAGAUGGCAACGAUCGAGGCAGCACAAGCUGCUGGGUUUGGAUCCAGGGCAAUGGACUCUAUACACAUCAUCACUGAGCCUGAAGCUGCAGCUUUGAGUGUCCUAAUGCCUCGAGUGGGCUUCGGCACUGUGACUGGUUUCGAAAAAGGUCCUCAGAAUGUGUUGAUCUGUGAUUGUGGUGGUGGGACAGUCGACAUCGUUACCUAUCAAGUGGCAUUGAAAGACGGUCGUCUUGAGUUCAAAGAACUCUUGGUGGGUGUUGGUGCUUUGUGUGGCUCGACUUUUAUCGACCGAAACUUCGAUUCUUGGAUGAAGCAGAAGUUUGGUACCGCAUAUACCAAGCUAAGUGAAGAAGAAAGAGGUCUGUCAAGUCAUUUCUUCCGCCAAUUCGAGACCACGAAGAAGAAUUUCACGGGGCCGGCCCACACAAAGCGACUGGACGUUUGGCCCAUCAAUAUGAAUGCUCCCAAAUCGCCACAUUAUGACAAGCGAAAUUUCACAGUCAAGCUUCAAAGUGCCGACAUGCUGGAGAUGUUCGAUCCUCCCAUCAAUGAGAUAAUAAAGCUCGUCGAGUCUCAGGUCACUGCAGCUUCGAAGAAAGGGGACCAGAUUCACCAAUUGUUCCUUGUCGGUGGAUUCGGCGAGUCACCUUACCUCAAUCUGAGAAUGAAGGAGUGGUGUCUGGAACAUGAUAUUAAGCCCAGCUGUCCUCCUUCUUGCCAAGAAGCCAUCGUAAAAGGAGCAGCCCUACGAGGAUUGGAGCUUCUGACUCCCACUGUACGUCUCGCUCGUCGCCACUAUGGCUACAGUGUUUCUAGAGCUUUCCGCGAAGGCGUCGAUGAUGAAAAUGACUCCUGGUAUUCCGAAUGGGACGGCAGUAAGCGGUGCGGCAGCCGAGUGCAGUGGUUCUUGGCCAAGGGCGACCCUAUUGAUAACUUCAAGCUCAAGUCUUUCGACAUGGCUAGAUCAUACUACGAAGAUUCUGGAGAUCUGGAGUCCACCUUCACAAUCUACAGCUGCGAUCAAGAUGAUAAGCCUGAGUACACAACACACUGGUCAAUGCAGAAGAUUGGGAAAGUGAAGUUCACAUUCACUGAUGCUGAGAUGAUGACUGGGAAGACGAAAAUCAUGAAGGGUCGGAAGAUGUACAGAAUUCACUUUGACAUUGAGGUGGACUUGUUCUCGGACAGAGGUGACCUCCAAUUCAAUACCCUGGUGAACGGGCAGAAGAAGGACAAGGCAAUUAUCCAAUUUGAACAGAGGUUUGACGCGAAGGGAGGCAAUUGACAAGAAGGUGCAGUCCGGAUUUGGUGCUAGCUGGAGAUGCGCGAUGAGAAAUGCUGCUCGCUUACGAUUGAUGAUUGUUUUGAUUUUUAGGUAGCUUCAAA
Mollisia scopiformis is the source of this 2337-nucleotide messenger RNA. Its product is annotated as actin-like ATPase domain-containing protein. Gene Ontology annotation, molecular function: ATP-dependent protein folding chaperone; ATP binding. The transcript is spliced from 8 exons. The coding region runs from base 437 to 2236 and encodes 599 amino acids. The record is from RefSeq and is a predicted model, not a curated record. Lineage: Eukaryota; Fungi; Ascomycota; Leotiomycetes; Helotiales; Mollisiaceae.